UGCCUAGUCUCAACUACCGACUGCUGACUAUUGAUAUGCAGAAUGCUCGUCUCCUUCUCCUCUAUAUAAUAACAAAGUGAGGAGAGAGACGGAGAGGAUCUGAGAUUAACGAUUCCUUAUUCGCUUUCUGCUUCUGUUUAUAUUUUAUUUAUUUAUUUAUUUUUGGUGGGAUUUCUGCUUCUAUUUAUUACUUCACUGUAGUGUUUGCUGAACAAAAGUCUUCGUUUUGCCUGGUUCUAGUUUGUUGGAUCUUCUGAUUUCUCCGUCUACACAAGUGGGUGGAUCAUUGAUCAUAGCUAGAAGCUAGUUCUUGAAAGCCCUUCAGGACGAUCCUGGAAUUGCAGGUCUUUUCUUCAGAAAUUCGAUCAAAUAUUUGUUGAUUGAGUAUUCAUCAACAAGAUGAUCUGCUCAGUCAAGCAAUCCACAGCUGCUCUUGGCGUUCCCGAUCUCUUACGGCUACGGCCUAAGCCAUCGGGACUGCAUCCACAAUACUGUUCGCUUCCCUCUCUGUCAGCGCCAAGAGGGUCCAACUCCAUUGUUGCUGGUGCUGCUCUGAAACCCCUCUAUAUUUCAUCAGUCAAAGCUUUUGGAUCUUCGGAGACUGUUAGACCUCGCAAGCCUAUUUUUGAGUGCAAAGCUUCUGAUCAAUCGCAACCACUAGAUGCCAAUGUUGAAGUACCUGACAAGAAGGCACCAGGAGCCGCUGCUCAGAAGCUAAAAAUCAGCAUCUAUUUUGCGACUUGGUGGGCUUUGAACGUUGUCUUCAACAUAUACAACAAGAAGGUCCUCAACGCGUACCCAUUCCCAUGGCUCACCUCUACACUAUCUCUCGCAGCGGGAUCGUUGAUUAUGUUGGUCUCCUGGGCUUUGCGGAUUGCUGAAGCCCCCAAAACUGACUUGGAAUUCUGGAAAACUCUCUUUCCGGUUGCGGUGGCACAUACCAUCGGACAUGUAGCUGCUACUGUGAGCAUGUCAAAGGUUGCGGUUUCGUUCACUCACAUCAUCAAGAGCGGUGAACCUGCUUUCAGCGUCUUGGUUUCGAGGUUUAUCUUGGGUGAAACUUUUCCAGUGCCCGUGUAUCUGUCACUUCUGCCAAUUAUUGGUGGUUGCGCUCUUGCGGCUGUCACCGAGCUUAAUUUCAACAUGAUAGGGUUUAUGGGGGCUAUGAUAUCAAAUUUGGCGUUCGUGUUCAGAAACAUAUUCUCCAAGAAAGGAAUGAAGGGCAAUUCUGUCAGUGGCAUGAACUACUACGCUUGUUUGUCCAUUAUGUCUCUGGUGCUUCUCACACCCUUCGCGAUUGCGGUGGAGGGUCCGCAGCUCUGGGUAACUGGCUGGCAACAAUCGGUCUCAACGAUUGGACCCCAGUUGAUUUGGUGGGUGGCGGCACAAAGUGUGUUCUAUCACUUGUACAACCAGGUUUCAUACAUGUCCCUGGAUGAGAUCUCACCCUUGACGUUUAGCAUUGGAAACACCAUGAAGCGAAUUUCCGUCAUUGUCUCCUCUAUCAUCAUCUUCCGUACGCCUAUCCAACCAGUCAAUGCCCUCGGAGCUGCCAUCGCAGUCUUUGGAACCUUCCUCUAUUCCCAGGCUAAACAGUAGGAUAACGGGAGCAAGAAACUUAGCUCGUUUCCUUAAUUCUGCGUGAAGGAGAAAGAUGGUCUUGGAGAGAUUUCUAAAGCUGUUGAUAGUAGUUAUUUGAUGCCCAAUAAUAUUGGGAUUUUGGUCGGUUGGCCAACGGAGUUUCUUCUUGUAGAUAAAAUAAGAAAGAUUAAAAAGUAAUUGUAUUACUAAACAGGGGAAUAGAUAGGUAGUUAUUCUCUUCUUUCUUCUUUUUCCUUUUCUGGUGAGUGGGAUUUUGGAACAAAACUAUUUGUUCAGUGAAAUAUGAAUAAGCUCCAGAGAUGUGCCCUUUUGAGGGAAUUAAUAAUGUCAUGUUUUGGUGAUUCAUUCACAUUCAAA
This is a messenger RNA of Macadamia integrifolia, 1959 nucleotides long. Its product is annotated as glucose-6-phosphate/phosphate translocator 2, chloroplastic-like. NCBI's taxonomy places the organism in Eukaryota, Viridiplantae, Streptophyta, Magnoliopsida, Proteales, Proteaceae. Gene Ontology annotation, biological process: transmembrane transport. The transcript is spliced from 5 exons. The record is from RefSeq and is a predicted model, not a curated record. Gene Ontology annotation, cellular component: Golgi apparatus; membrane. Gene Ontology annotation, molecular function: antiporter activity; phosphoglycerate transmembrane transporter activity; triose-phosphate transmembrane transporter activity. The coding region runs from base 400 to 1599 and encodes 399 amino acids.